Messenger RNA from Echinops telfairi (small Madagascar hedgehog), 2145 nucleotides. It is a transcript of the gene TP53, whose product is annotated as tumor protein p53. The transcript is spliced from 11 exons. Gene Ontology annotation, biological process: protein tetramerization; apoptotic process; regulation of transcription by RNA polymerase II. NCBI's taxonomy places the organism in Eukaryota, Metazoa, Chordata, Mammalia, Afrosoricida, Tenrecidae. The record is from RefSeq and is a predicted model, not a curated record. Gene Ontology annotation, cellular component: nucleus. The coding region runs from base 114 to 1250 and encodes 378 amino acids. Gene Ontology annotation, molecular function: DNA-binding transcription factor activity, RNA polymerase II-specific; protein binding; RNA polymerase II cis-regulatory region sequence-specific DNA binding.
AUCCCGGGCAAACCUAGCUGCAGGGCUCUGGGGACACCUAGGGUCUGUGCUCCCCAGGACGGCUCCAUCCUCCCCUGAGGUUCAGUGGCCAGACUGCUCUCCUGGGAGGAGCCAUGGAGGAUUCCCAGUCAGAUAUGAACACCGACCUCCCGUUGAGUCAAGAGACAUUUUCAUACCUGUGGGAACUCCUUCCCGAGGACUCCGUGCUGUCUGCCUCGAUACCUUCCGAAGCUGAGGGGGUGGACAGUCUGCCACUGCAGGACGUCUUGUCAAACUGGUUACAAAACCAGGGAGGCACUCAAGGGAUGUCAGCGCCCCCCACACCUGCCCCCUCCUGGACCCUGUCGUCUUCCGUGCCUUCUCAGAAGACCUACCCGGGCACCUAUGGCUUCACCCUGGGCUUCCUGAAUUCCGGGACUGCCAAGUCUGUCACCUGCACGUACUCCCCCGACCUGAACAAGCUGUUUUGUCAGCUGGCAAAGACCUGCCCGGUGCAGUUGUGGGUCACGUCUCCGCCCCCGCCUGGCACCCGUGUGCGCACCAUGGCCAUCUACAAGAAGUCCGAGCACAUGACAGAGGUUGUGAAGCGUUGUCCGCACCACGAGCGUUGCUCUGACUAUAUCGAUGCCCUGGCUCCUCCUCAGCACCUCAUCCGGGUGGAAGGAAACCAGCGCGCUGAGUACCUGGAGGACAACGUGACCCUGCGACACAGUGUUGUGGUGCCCUAUGAGCCCCCCGAGGUCGGCGCCGACUGUACCACCAUCCACUACAACUUCAUGUGUAACAGCUCCUGCAUGGGGGGCAUGAACCGGCGACCCAUCCUCACCAUCAUCUCCCUGGAAGAUACCAGUGGCAAUCUGCUGGGGCGUAACAGCUUUGAGGUGCGGAUUUGUGCGUGUCCUGGGAGAGACAGGCGCACUGAGGAAGAAAACUUCCACAAGAAUGAUGAGCCUUGCCCCAGGCCACCCCCGCAGAGCACUAAGCGAGCACUGCCCACCAGCACCGGUUCCUCCACCCAACCAAAGAAGAAGCCACUGGAUGAAGAAUAUUACACCCUUCAGAUUCGUGGCCGUGAACGCUUCAAGAUGUUCUGGGAGCUGAAUGAGGCAUUGGAGCUGAGAGAUGCCCAGGCUGGGAAGGAGCCAGAGGGGAGCCAGGCUCACUCCAGCCCCCUGAAGGCUAAGAAGAGACCAUCUACCUCCCGCCACAAAAAGACCACCUUCAAGAAAGAGGGGCCUGACUCAGACUGACACCACUGUGUCCGGUCGCCCAUGUAUACAACCCUGCCCCCCACACCUUUGCCCUCCUCUUCUAGCCUUUUGAAACUGAGGUGCUUGAACCCUGCUUGGCACUGGUGUACCUCCGAAUCACCCAGGAACUCUUGGUCUCCUCCCCUAAGAAGUUGGACUGCACCGGCGGGGUUUUUUGUUUGCUUGCUUGCUUGCUUGCAUUUUGAGGGUGAGGGCCGCUGGCACACUCCUGAGUUCAGCUCUUACAAAGAACCCUUGGGAGCGAUAGGAAUAUGGUCGUGCUUGUGAGAGUUAGCUUUUCCAACCAGCUAUACGUUCAUCGGAAGGCCCACAUCACCAGCACUCAAUGAAGGAUGUGGAAUGCGCCUUCUCCCGGGGAACACUGGUCCCUACCUCACACCGAUCCCUACCUCCUGGGCUUGCCCCUGUUCCAGGGAAACAGAAGGCUGAACCAAUAACCACAAGGGCCCCAGCUGCCUGGCCUUCGAACCCUCAGGGGUUAUGGUGAUGUGGCCUCUGGGUCUUUCCCUUAGGGGCGCUGGGCCCCUAUCCCUGCUGGUUGACAGGCCGAUUGGGCAGCUGGUUAAGGGAAGGGAGUUGGCUUAUCCCUUUUCUGCUGGCCAAGCCAAGUCCUGUCCGGACUCUUGGUAAGGCUCAGCGCCAGCAGGGAAUCUCACAUCUCACCCCCUCCCAGGCCCUGGAGGAGUCCAGCGCCAACACUGGAUCUGUGUCCAACACCAUCUGUGUCACUGCCCCUUGAUGCUCAGGGUCUCCGCACUGUGCAAGGGCACAUCUGCCUGUCCUUCCCCUGUGACCCCUCCCCUCCCCCACUUUGUAUACCCCAUUUUUAUAUCCAAUUCUUAUUUUACAAUAAAACUGCCACUUGUGUGCCUGA